CGCUGGAGGACAGAGUGAAGGGGGGAAAGCGGAGUUAGGAGCCGGACAAAAGAACUUAUAGAGCCCCUUAUAUCAUAUUUCCAUGUUUUGGCGCGCCAUGGACCGGUGCGAGUAGUCAUGGAAGCCCCUUUGAGCAAGAGGAACCCCGCGUUAAGAUUAGCGGACUUGGCGGCGACCCAAGCGCACAACAUGACAGGCUUCCCGGGGCUGGGGGGGCACCACCCGCUCUCCCACCAUGCCCACCUCCACCCGGGGGAGCUGGCCAACGACCCCGGCGUGGCACUCACUCCAUUCGGACCGGAGCACAUGGCCCAGACCGGUGCAGUCAAGCUCAGCCCCUCGCAGCACCUCCAAAGUCACCACCAGGCGCAGACCGCGGCGGCGGUAGCGGCGUCGUUCGCUUCGGCUCAAGGCACCGUGGGCUUCCCCGGCGUGGGCCACCCCCACUCGGGCAGCUACCCGAGCAGCAGGGACUUGAUCCUCAGGAGAGAGCUGUCCGCCUCCGCCAUGCACGCCCUCGGCGACCAGUCCGCCUCCUCCCCGCAUCACCACCACCACCACCACGGCGUCUUCAUCGCCCCAACAGGUGCGUACGGCCACGCGGAGAGCGGGGGCCUCUUCUCGGGGCUCCACGAGCAGGCGUCCCCCGGCUCGCACCACGCCCUCAACGCCCAGAUGCGCCUGGGUCUGCCGGGGGACAUCUACGCCCGGGCGGACCACUUCGCGGCCAGGCAGGACCACUACGCGGCCUCCGCCCUGCACGGCUACAACCCCGCCGGCGCGCCCCACGGCCCCGCGGGGGCCUUCCUGCGGUAUAUGCGGCAGCCAAUCAAGCAGGAGCUCAUCUGCAAGUGGGUCGAGCCGGAGCAGCAGAGCCACGGGAAGACCUGCUCCAAGACCUACAGCACCAUGCACGAGCUGGUCAACCACGUCACGGUGGAGCACGUCGGCGGGCCCGAGCAGAGCACCCACGUCUGCUUCUGGGAGGAGUGCCCGCGGGAGGGGAAGGCGUUCAAGGCCAAGUACAAACUCAUCAACCACAUCCGAGUGCACACCGGGGAGAAACCCUUCCCGUGUCCCUUCCCGGGCUGCGGGAAGGUCUUUGCGCGCUCGGAGAACCUGAAGAUCCACAAGAGGACCCACACAGGUGAGAAGCCCUUCAAGUGCGAGUUUGAAGGCUGCGACCGGAAGUUCGCCAACAGCAGCGACCGGAAGAAGCACUCCCACGUGCACACGUCCGACAAGCCUUACUACUGCAAGGUGCGCGGCUGCGACAAGUCCUACACGCACCCGAGCUCCCUGCGCAAGCACAUGAAGGUGCACUGCAAGUCGCCCCCCCCGCCCCCCGGUACCACCACCACCACCACCACCUUCAUCCCCUCCACGCACCCGCUGGGGGAGCCCCUCUCGCCGGACGCGCAGCAGCAGCGGAGUCGCACCACCGCCGACAUCUCCCCGCAGGUCACCAACCUGAACGAGUGGUACGUGUGUCAGGGCAGCGGCGUGGGGGGCGGGGGGGUGCAGCCACACCAUCAUCAUCCUCACCAGCAUCAGCAGCAUCAGCAUCAGCACCACCACCUGCACUCCCCCUCCAGCGAGGUGCCCACGUCAGAGUCGGAAGAUGAGGACUCGUUCGGGGACUCGGACCCCAGGACUAUGCUAUGAUUGACCAACAACAACAACAGAAAAAAAAAAAACUUAAAAGAGGAGAUUCCAAAUAAAUAAAUAAAAAUUUCAUACUAAAAGGUCAUGCAGAAUUACAGCAAUAUUAAAAAACCAGUCCAACAAGUGUCCUACAUUUAGUGUGCUUCUUCUGGGCCACCGAGGUACAAUUUUUGAUAAAAAAAAAAAACUCCCAAGGGUUCCUUUUUGUAAUAUUUAAGAGCUAUUUAAGUCUAUAUUUUAUGCAAAAGGAAAAGUCCCAAGAGACCCCAGAUGUUUAAAAAAAAAAAAAAAGACAGGCUUGGUUGUAAAUAUGUUUGUGAUAUCAUGUGUUGUUUUUUUAAAUUGUUAUAAUUGUAAUUUAUUCACUGGUUUUUAAAUGUUGGAAAUGACAAACGCACCAAAGAUUCAUAUUAAUAAUAAUAAUAAUAAUGAUAAUAAUAAUAAUGAAACCAGUUUUUUGGUGAUGCCCUAUAGUAACCUGCUGAUACUUUUUGGUAACUUUUUGCUGAUUUUUUUGUAAUUAUUAUUAUAUAAAAAAAAGAAGAAGUUUUUUUCUAAACAAAACAUGACUUGAAUAGGCUGUGUAAUGUGAAUUUUGUUUUUUAAUCUCUCGCAUGCCUUGUUUGGUUUUGUUAGUUUUUUUUUUGUUAAAAAAAAGUGACUUGUUGAGGUGCAUGGUGCCAUUCGGAUAUGAUGGAUAUUUAAAAAAAAAAAAGAUGGGUGACGAAUGUGGAACCCUUUGAUGUUCAAAAUGGUACUUACAAUAUAAAAAAAAACAAUAAUGCAAAAAUAAAUACC
This is a messenger RNA of Nerophis ophidion (straightnose pipefish), 2463 nucleotides long. It is a transcript of the gene zic5, whose product is annotated as zic family member 5 (odd-paired homolog, Drosophila). Bases 118 to 1665 code for a protein of 515 amino acids. Gene Ontology annotation, cellular component: nucleus. The record is from RefSeq and is a predicted model, not a curated record. NCBI's taxonomy places the organism in Eukaryota, Metazoa, Chordata, Actinopteri, Syngnathiformes, Syngnathidae. The transcript is spliced from 2 exons. Gene Ontology annotation, biological process: regulation of transcription by RNA polymerase II; central nervous system development. Gene Ontology annotation, molecular function: DNA-binding transcription factor activity, RNA polymerase II-specific; RNA polymerase II cis-regulatory region sequence-specific DNA binding.